CCGACCUCAUAUGGUUCAAAUCGUUUGAAUAGAUCAGUUACGACAAUACAACCUAAACCGAAAAAAGUUACUCCGUAGUUAAGUGGUCAAAUAAAAUGUAACGCCGUAGCUCACCCAAACCCUGUCCACAUACAAUAUAAUAGUAGUAGUUGUCUCUCUCCUCUCCUAGUAGGCAAAGAGGGGCCAAGUCCUAGAAAAGCAAGUUGCGCAAAGUUACGACAUCACAAGGAGGAAUACAUACACCCCGACUCUCCGCAGAAAGCCAAAGCUCAGCAAUUGUAAGAGAGAGAGUGCUACCGCCAUUCAAAUUCCUCUUUCUUUCUCUCUCCUCUUUUUUGAUUUUCCCUCCGUGAAUGUCAAAGGUCGCUCUACUCUAACCCUAAUUCUUCGAUAUUCCUUCGAUUUUCAUUAAUGGCGUCAAUGGCUCUUCGCUGUUUGUCAUCUUCUUCUUCUUCCUCUUCUUCUACUUCCUUUUGCCCUACUUUUGCCCCGCCUCCUCGCUCGCCGCCUUGUCGCAUCUCUCUUCCUUUUUCCGUUAAAUGUAAUGGUUCGGAGCCGUUGAAGACGGUUAAUGGACGACCAUCAGUCCCAAUCCUGGACGAGCAGUCGCUGCCAAAAUUCCUGCACUCGAGACGCUUGGAGAAUUCUGUAAAUAGGAGUAAUACAAGGCUGAAACUGUUUUCAGGGUUGGCAAAUCCUGCUCUGGCUAAGGAAAUUGCUUGGUAUAUGGGUCUGGAGUUUGGAAAGGUGAAGAUAAAACGGUUUGCAGAUGGCGAGAUUUAUGUGCAGCUAGAAGAGAGUGUCAGAGGGUGUGAUGUAUUUAUCAUUCAACCAACAAGCCCUCCGGCAAAUGAAAAUCUAAUGGAGCUUUUAAUUAUGAUAGAUGCUUGUCGUAGAGCAUCAGCCAAAAAUAUCACCGCAGUGAUUCCAUAUUUUGGAUAUGCUAGAGCAGAUAGGAAGACUCAGGGCCGUGAAUCCAUUGCUGCCAAACUAGUUGCAAAUCUCAUUACAGAGGCAGGUGCUAACAGGGUGCUGGCAUGUGAUCUCCAUUCUGGGCAAUCGAUGGGAUACUUUGAUAUUCCUGUAGAUCAUGUAUACUGUCAGCCCGUGAUACUUGAUUAUCUAGCCAGCAAGGGUAUCGCUUCAAGUGACUUGGUUGUAGUUUCCCCUGAUGUUGGAGGGGUUGCAAGGGCCCGUGCAUUUGCCAAAAAGCUGUCUGAUGCACCUUUAGCUAUUGUGGAUAAAAGACGGCAUGCACACAAUGUAGCUGAGGUGAUGAAUCUUAUUGGUGAUGUGAAAGGGAAAGUUGCUGUUAUGUUGGAUGACAUGAUUGACACUGCUGGUACCAUUACAAAAGGUGCAGAAUUGCUGCAUGAAGAGGGGGCUAGAGAAGUCUAUGCUUGUUGCACUCAUGCUGUUUUUAGUCCACCAGCAAUUGAGAGAUUGUCCAGUGGUUGUUUCCAGGAAGUGAUCAUAACAAACACACUUCCAGUGGCAGAACAGAACUUCUUCCGUCAGCUGACUGUUCUUUCGACAGCAAACCUUUUGGGGGAAACCAUUUGGAGGGUUCAUGACGACUGCUCCGUUAGCAGUAUAUUUCAGUGAAAUUAGUCAGUUCUUUCGACAGCUAACCUUUUGGGGGAAACCACUUGGAGGGUUCAUGACGACUGCUCCGUUAGCAGUAUAUUUCAGUGAAAUUAGUCAGUCCACCAACAUAGUAGCGUAUCCUAUAGAGCCAAAUCUUUUGUAGGUGCCAUCUGUUUCUUUGGUGUCCUCAUUAGUUUCUUGCCUUCAUAAAAAUACAGGGUCGAUGUAAGCUAGUUAUUAUUCGAUGUAGUACAAAGAGUAGCAUAAAUAUUGUCGGAUCAAGUUCCCCACUUCCCCUUGGGUGGUAACAGGCAUUCCUAAUUAUUUAGGAUUGCAUUUGUAUAUUUUUAGUGUCGCUUACAGUUAAAUUCUAGAUUUGAGUUCAAGCCCAAGGUUUAUUUUUUGUUGCAUUUUGAA
This is a messenger RNA of Chenopodium quinoa (quinoa), 2004 nucleotides long. Its product is annotated as ribose-phosphate pyrophosphokinase 2, chloroplastic. Lineage: Eukaryota; Viridiplantae; Streptophyta; Magnoliopsida; Caryophyllales; Amaranthaceae. Gene Ontology annotation, biological process: ribonucleoside monophosphate biosynthetic process; 5-phosphoribose 1-diphosphate biosynthetic process; purine nucleotide biosynthetic process. The coding region runs from base 412 to 1605 and encodes 397 amino acids. Gene Ontology annotation, molecular function: magnesium ion binding; ribose phosphate diphosphokinase activity. Gene Ontology annotation, cellular component: cytoplasm; ribose phosphate diphosphokinase complex. The transcript has 8 exons. The record is from RefSeq and is a predicted model, not a curated record.